AUGCCCAGAAAACCCACACCCGCAGCGAAGCAGCGGGUUCGGACUGGCUGCUUGACCUGUCGAAAAAGAAGAAGAAAAUGUGAUGAGCAGAAGCCCAGCUGUGCUAACUGUGAGGUUAAGGGCCUCCGGUGCAAAUACAGCUCUGAUUUGGCGUUUGUGCCGCAGCGCGAGGGGGGCGUUUCCGGUGCCUCAAGACAAGCGUAUAACAAUAUUACUUUUGUCGAUGACUCGCCCCUUGCAGCAGCAAAUAAGGAGAAACCAAAGGCUCCACAGCAACCUACAGAUGAUUCCCAGAGCGAUGGCAACACUGGUUACUCUUUAGACGAAUUGCAGUCUUCGGCUGAUGGCCCAGAUGACACCGGGGAUGUCCGUCGUGCUUUUGAAUUUCAAAACAUUCUGUCAUCCGCAGUGCCCAACGUCAACCUUUCUGAUCCUCCAAUCCCAUUUGCCACUGAACGGAGUGCGCCAGGUACUCGAUACAUAAACAGUGCUCCGUACUUUGGAUACAGAUCUGUUACAAAGAAUAGAACAGUUGAACGACAAGUGGCUCUUGCAAGUGGAAAUCAUGAGACUGACUUGCUUCGACAUUUCCGGUACCAUGUCGGUCCUUGGAUCGAUACCGGGGACCCGGAGCUCCCAUUUGGUCUGCAGGUCCUUCUGCUCUCGCGAACCAACAGAGCUCUACAAGCCGCGGUCCUUGCGUUGGCUGCAGGUCAGCGACUUCUCGUGACAACCCCGAGUAGCAAGGACCUCGAAAGUAGCCAGAAGUUCCGAAAGGAAGCAGAAGAGAGUCUACCACUUGAAUAUGAUCUGACUAGAUAUGCUGGUCAUGCCCUCUUGAUGCUUCAAGAUGCUCUGUCUACUGGACCGCAGCAGUGGAGAAGCCUAUUAGUUGACAUUUUAGAGCAUAUCAGUGACUUUGCAUCACGAGCAGUGGGAGAAGAGGUUGGGGAUGCUUUGCUGUGGCUUUACUUUCGACUCGAUCUCGCAGGCUCAAUAUCCUCUUCAAAACCACCGCUUAUGCCCUUUCGAUCAUUAUUACGGCGAGAUGGGACCUUAUUACACCACCAACAAUCUAUGCGGCCUCAGACCGUCAAUUCCGUUUACAAGCACAUACUGUGUCUUCUGGGACACUGCUUAACCCUAAUACACGGUGACCGACAGACAUCCUCUCCUCAUACAGUCACAUCACCAAAUCUAGCAGCCUUCCCAUCUUUACGACAAUCCCGCUCCCUAUCACAAUGGACGUUCCUCUGGUCGGACUGCCAGAAAUGGUACAACGAGCGACCAGUAAACGUGCAGCAGAUCGUGGACAUCCGCGGCGGCGAAGCUGACCAAAUUGACCCUGACCACGACUCCUCGUUCCCAAUCCUCAUCUACACAACACCAAUGGCGCUGGUCGCCAACGCUGUCUACCAUAUGAUUUCUCUAUUAUUGCUUACGCAUAAGCCGCGACUGUUGAAAUCACUGCCCGGACCAAGGUCCGUCACCUCGCAUAUCUGGCAUGCACAGUCGAUCGCUGGGAUUGCUGCAAGCAAUGACUCCCCCGAACAAUGGGAUCCGGUAUUGGUUGCAAGUCUUCUCACUAUUGCGAAGGAGAUGACACAUGAAUCCCAACAAGCGGUUCUACUAGGACGUUUUUCCAGAAUCACAGCUACAACGGGCAUCAACCUUGACCGAGAGACUAAUGCGCUUCAAGCGGCGUGGAACCUGGCGCGAUACGAGGAGGAAUUCGAUGAUGAAGCUGACGCUAUGAUCUCAUAA
Penicillium verrucosum is the source of this 1764-nucleotide messenger RNA. RefSeq lists its product as uncharacterized. Bases 1 to 1764 code for a protein of 587 amino acids. Gene Ontology annotation, molecular function: zinc ion binding; transcription cis-regulatory region binding; DNA-binding transcription factor activity, RNA polymerase II-specific. Lineage: Eukaryota; Fungi; Ascomycota; Eurotiomycetes; Eurotiales; Aspergillaceae. The record is from RefSeq and is a predicted model, not a curated record. The transcript has 4 exons. Gene Ontology annotation, cellular component: nucleus. Gene Ontology annotation, biological process: positive regulation of transcription by RNA polymerase II.